Artibeus jamaicensis (Jamaican fruit-eating bat) is the source of this 9822-nucleotide messenger RNA. It is a transcript of the gene POLQ, whose product is annotated as DNA polymerase theta. The coding region runs from base 2335 to 8940 and encodes 2201 amino acids. The transcript has 23 exons. Lineage: Eukaryota; Metazoa; Chordata; Mammalia; Chiroptera; Phyllostomidae. Gene Ontology annotation, molecular function: DNA-directed DNA polymerase activity; ATP binding; DNA binding. The record is from RefSeq and is a predicted model, not a curated record. Gene Ontology annotation, biological process: DNA-templated DNA replication; double-strand break repair via alternative nonhomologous end joining.
UUGAACAACAUGGGUUUGAAUGGUGUGGGCCCAUUUACAUGCAGAUUUUUUCCAAUAAACAAUUGGAAAAAUUUUGGGAAUUUUACAACAAUUUGAAAAACUCAUGGAUGAACUGUGUAGCUUAGAAAUAUUUGUAAAAAAUUAGGUAUGCCAUGAAUGCAUAAAAUAUAUAUAGAUAUUAGUCUAUUUUAAUACCAUAGAAAAUGGUCUUGGUCUAGUUAAGUCAUGAAAUAUAUACAGAUCUAUUAUUAAAAGUUAAAAUUUGUUAAAACUUAUGUGUGGAAACAGUUAUAGAUCACACAUGAUGCCAUAUAGAGUGGAGAGAAAUUAAACAAAUGUAAAGAUAUAGUAUUAAAUCAUACCUGCAUAAAAUCGACUGCAAUGUAUAUCAUACCACUGUAAUAAUUUUGCAGUUACCCAUUCAAGCAUUUCAAGAAGCACUUAAAAUGCUCUGUGGCACUAAUCAUCUUGGGAGCAGUUUGUCUCUUCAGCAAAUUGAACGUUACAGUAAAAAGAGAUCUCUUGCAGUUCUUACGUAUGUUUCACUAUAUUUAGUGCAGCACCGUAAAGCUUAGAUAACACUGUGGGACCCGAACCGAGGGCCACUGGUGGUGCUGGAAGGCUCCUGAGAAACAGAGAAAAGUCACGACAUUCAACGAGACUGAGUUGAAUUGCUUGGUCUGUACUGUAGUUUGAUGUCUGCAGCUGUGGUUGCCCACCAUUUCAAGAUAAAUAAAUCCAGUGGAAGGACUGUUGUUAAAAAAGAAAAGGAAAUCCAUGAAUCCUUCACAGCAGCUAUACCAGCAGGCAUGAAAACCUUACACUUUUUGUGAAUUAACUUUUUACCUUGUAUUGAAAAUGCAGCGUUUAUGUGGGUGUUGGAUUGCUCUAUGAAAGAUGUAUCUGUAGACUCUAAUAUGAUUUAAGGAAAAAUAAAAUUAUAUGACAACUUAAAGCAAAAGGAAGGUAAAGGAUUUAAAGCUAGAGAAUUUAAUGCUAGCAAAGUAAGGCUUAAUAAUUUUAGAAAGAGUUUCGGCUUAAAAAAUGUCAACAGGAGAAGCAGCUUCUGCUGUCCAGACACCGUUAAGAAAAUUACUGAGGAGAAAGGAUGUCUGUCUGAACAGGUUUUUAAUGCAGAUGAAAAUGUCCUUUUUUAGAAAAGAAUGCCACAAAAGACAUUUAUAAGUAGGGAAGAAAAUGAGCACCAGGAUUUAAGAUAGGAAGGAAUAAGGUAACUGUAUAGUUCUGUGCAAAUGCAGUUGGGUUUAUGAUCAGGACUGACCAGCUGCCAGGCUUUUGGCUGUACAAGAAGACAUGGAUAGUGAGAACACUUAUUGGGGACUUGUUUCAUCGAUGCUUUAUCUCUGAAGUCAAGAAGUACCUUGCCAGUAAGGAACUGCCUUUUAAAGUUCUGUUGGUAUUGGACAAUGUCCCUGGCCACCCAGACACUCUUGAGUUCUACAGUGAGUGCCUUGAAAUGGUCUCCUUGACCCUGAGCACAUUGUCUGUGCUUCAGUCUAGAUUAGGGGUCACAGGACCUAUAAGGUCCACAUGGUGCUCUAUGGAAAAGAUUGUCAACAUUGUGGAAGUAGGAUUCUCAUAGAACAUCAUGAGUCUGGAAGGAUCACACCAUUGAAGAGGCCGUUGUUUCAGAAAAAGCCAUGAAAGGCAUCAAACUUGAAACAAUAAUUUCCUGCUGAAGAAAACUAUGUCCAGAUGUUGUUCAGGGCUCCACAGGAUUUAUGACGGAGCCAAUCAAGGAGACUAUAAAGGAGCUUGUGAAUAUGGCAAAAAAGGGGUGUGUGCGCGCGCGUGUGUGUGUGUGUGUGUGUAGAAUGGUGAAGGGUUUUAAGACACAGGUCUUGAAGAAGAAAAUCUGAUGUAGAUGAAUGCUUCUGAACCCUGCCAGAAGAUGAAGAAGAAGACAUAAAAGAGCAGUACCAGAAAACAACCGGAUGUUAGAAAAUCUGGCAGAAGGGUUCCUAUGAUUCAAGACUGCUUUUGAUUCCUUUUACAGCAUGGACCUUUCUGUGAGGUGGGCACUGAAUCUAAGCAAACAGUGGAGAAGGAUUGGUCCUAUAUAGGAGCAUUUUUAGAGCAAUGAGAAAACAAAGAAGCCAGACAGAAAUUACAGUGUGUUUCUGUAAAGUUACACUGAGUGUGCCUGCCUGUUCUCCCUCCCCUUCCACCUCUGUGACCCCUGAGACAACAGAGCCACCCUUCCUUCUUUUCCUCCUCCUCAUCUGACUCAAAAACUUUCAUGAUGAUCCAUUUCCACGUAAUGACUAGUAAAUAAUCAUCCUGCUGUACAGUUAAUAAACUUUUCUGUUGUGUAUGUGUGUGUCUUCAUGUGAAAAUACACCUACGCUUGCUCUCAGCCAAAAGGCCAAGAAGCAAUUCAUGUGGAAAUAUACUGACUGUAUGGCAGGAACUGUGUGGGGCGUUUUUGCAUCAUCAUCACUGUGUCUUACUUUUGAGGAGAGGGAUAUCAUUGAAAGAGCCUUCCGUCAAGGUCAGAUUCGGGUCUUGGCAGCAACUUCCACUCUUUCGUCCGGGGUGAAUUUGCCUGCACGUCGUGUAAUUAUUCGGACUCCUGUUUUCAGCGGUCGGCCUCUAGAUGUUCUUACCUAUAAGCAGAUGGUUGGUCGUGCUGGUAGGAAAGGAGUGGACACAGUAGGUGAGAGUAUCUUGAUUUGUAAGAACUCUGAGAAAUCAAAAGGCAUAGCUUUACUUCAGGGAUCUCUAAAACCUGUUCGCAGCUGUCUUCGAAAACGAGAAGGAGAAGAAGUAACUGCGAGCAUGAUAAGAGCUAUUCUGGAGAUAAUAGUUGGUGGAGUGGCGAGUACAUCACAAGAUAUGCAGACUUAUGCUUCCUGCACAUUUUUGGCUGCAAGCAUGAGAGAAGGAAAGCAGGGAAUUCAGAAAAAUCAAGAUCCUGAUCAACUAGGAGCGAUUGAGGGUUGUGUAAUGUGGCUGCUAGAAAAUGAAUUCAUCCAGACUACGGAAGCUAGUGAUGGAACAGAAGGAAAGGUGUAUCAUCCAACACAUCUUGGUUCGGCAACUCUUUCUUCCUCACUUUCCCCAACUGAUACUUUAGAUAUUUUUGCUGACCUCCAAAGAGCAAUGAAGGGCUUUGUUUUAGAGAAUGAUCUGCAUAUUGUCUAUCUGGUUACACCUAUGUUUGAGGAUUGGACUACCAUUGAUUGGUAUCGAUUCUUCUGUUUAUGGGAGAAGCUGCCAACCUCCAUGAAACGGGUGGCAGAGCUAGUGGGAGUUGAAGAAGGCUUCUUGGCUCGAUGUGUGAAGGGAAAAGUAGUGGCCAGAACUGAGAGACAACACCGACAAAUGGCCAUCCAUAAAAGGUUUUUUACCAGUCUUGUGUUAUUAGAUUUAAUCAGCGAAGUUCCCUUAAAGGAAAUUAAUCAGAAAUUUGGAUGCAGUCGUGGGCAGCUUCAAUCUUUACAACAGUCAGCUGCUGUUUAUGCAGGGAUGAUUACAGUAUUUUCCAACCGCCUGGGCUGGCACAACAUGGAACUACUACUUUCCCAAUUUCAGAAGCGUCUUACAUUUGGCAUCCAGAGGGAGCUGUGUGACCUUGUUCGGGUGUCCUUGCUUAAUGCCCAGGGAGCCAGAUGCCUUUAUACUUCUGGCUUUCUUACUGUGGCAGAUCUUGCCAGAGCAAAUAUUGCUGAAGUGGAGGCUGUUCUGAAAAAUGCUGUGCCUUUUAAAAGCUCCCGAAAGGCAGUGGAUGAGGAAGAAGAAGCAGUUGAAGAACGUCGGAAUAUGCGAACUGUUUGGGUGACUGGCAGAAGAGGUUUAACUGAAAGGGAAGCAGCAGCCCUUAUAGUGGAAGAAGCCAAAAUUAUUCUAAAGCAGGACUUAGCUGAAAUGGGAGUGCAGUGGAAUCCAUAUCCCCACUUGGAUUCUGAUACACACUCAUUGACCAGCAGUGAAUCAGAAGUAAAGGAGCAUAAAUUUAUACAUCACACUAAGAGUUCUUGUGAAAGAUUAACAUCAAAGAAAAAAAGUAAAACAAUACUCAGUGAUUCUUCGGUUAAGGAGUCACCAAAUAAAAUGCAAGAUUUAGGUAAUCAAGAAUGUGAGAUACAUUCAAUUUCCAGAGCAAGAAAAAGGGCUUAUUUGAAUAUAAGUAAAGGGAAGCUAGAAACCUCUUUGAAUGAAGGAAAAACAAGAACUAAGAAAGCUUUUCAGACUUUCUUAUCUGAGAAAACAAAAACAGAAGCUGUGAAUUUCAGUUCCGAAAAGAUGAGAACAAGCUUUCGAUCAUGGAAAUAUAGAAAGCAUCUCAAACAAUCCAGAGAUAGUAGCCCUGUGAAAGGCACUGAGAUGUGUAAAACUGAUUUACAAAAACAGACCAAGUCUGAUCAUGUUUGUGAAGAUUCAUUUACCUCAGAUGAUAAGAAUUUGAAAUUUAGAAAUCCAGGACCAUUUGCUAAAAACACAUCUUUUUGUGCUGAAGGAAAGCAUAACAAAGUAUCAUUCCCAUCACAAACAGAACAAAGUUGUUCAAGGAAUGAAACAAAAACUAAUGAUAUUCCUGUAGAACGUAUUAUCACAGGACCCCAGAGUAAAAAAGGGACUUGUGAAGCCACCAGUGUGGUUAGUGAAAGUGGAAGAGGAUUAGCUGUUACUGAGUCAGAAGAAAUAGACCAAGUACUGGUACAAUGUGAUUCAAAUAACCAAAAUGUUUAUGUUAAACUCCAUGAUACCCAUCCAGUUAACCAGUGUCCCAAGAAGCAGUCUGAUAAACAGACAACUAACUAUACCAAACAGAAACAAAUAAUAGAGAAACAAAUGCCUUGUGAUACAGUCAGUUAUUAUAUGAAUACAGACUCAAAUGCUAUUAGCAAAUGUAGAAGUAUAAAGUUUAAUGUGGAGGAAAAGAAAUCAAAUAAUCUUCAGGUAUCUGGAGAUAAUAUAAGCAGCACUGAGAUACCCAGUGGAGUACCUCUACCAGCUGGAGCAUCUGAUGAAUCUGGAGGCCAGCGGGAGGAUGUUUUAAAUACCUCUAGAAUACAAGAAAAAACAGAUGCUUAUGCAGCAAACAAAUCUAAAACUAAUUGUGUUUCUGAUUUAGGGUUAGUUCCUUGUGAUUUUGAAGAGAGUUUCUACCUGGAUACUCAGUCUGAGAUAGUUAUACAACAGAUGGCAGCUGAAAAUGCCAAACAAGGAACAAAGGACACCAACCUGGUAACAGAGAUGAUGCAGAAGAGUCUAGACAAACAGGGCUCGAGCUCUUUUCAGAAUGAGAUUCACAUUACCUCUCCCAGUGAACAACAUUCUCCAGGAGUGAUAAAUAUAGAUCAUUUGGAACCAAAGGCUGUAGAUACUAUGAAACAAAGCCCUGGUUCCCAUGAGGUUGAUAUGGUGACUCCAGAAAGCCCACUUCUCCAUUCUCCAAUAUUAUUGAGGGAAAAUGGCCCUUGCUUUAAAGGGAAUGAAUUUUCUGUUACUGACUCCCAAUUAAAUAGUUUUCUUAAAGGUUAUCAAACACAAGAAGCUAUGAAACCAGUUAUAUCUCUGGUCCCUCAAAAGAGAACUCCCACAGAUAUAAAAGUAGAAUGUCUGCCAGUUCCUGACACAAGUUGGAAUUUGAGUAAUAGUUUACUCUUUGAUAGUUUCAGUGAAGACUCCCUAGUAAAAGAACAGCCACCUGAUGCAGGAGCAGAAGAACCCCUGCCUUCUGAAGUAAUGUCAAGCCAUUUCAGUGAUUCUCUGUGUCUACAUCCAGAGGGCCCAAUUAAAUCAAAUAUGGAUGAAAAUCAGGAUAAUCAACAGCAGUUGAUUUGUUUCAGUGAUGAGUCUAUUUUAUUCUCAGAAAUGGACUCUGCUCAGAUGGUUGAAGCUUUGGACAAUGUAGAUAUAUUUCCUGUCCAAGAUAAACAUAAUACUACAGUAUCUUUUAAAGCAUUAGAACUAAGUGAUCCAGUUGGUAAUGAUUAUCCCCAAGGAGAUGUAACUGGAAGAGAUAAAGAUGAAAAUCCUCAAAAAUCUAAAUUAACUCAGACAGGGCAGAAUAAUUCAUUCACAUGGUCUGGAGCAUCAUUUGAUUUAAGUCCAGGACUGCAAGAGAUUUUAGAUAAAGUGUCCAGUCCUCUAGAAAAUGCAAAGCUAAAGUUAACAUCUAUAAACUUGUCUAGUUUGAAAGGAAAAAAUACAAAAUUAAAUGACAAAGAAGAAGUGAUUUCAAAUUUGGAGCCAAAUCGAGUGCAGGGAACUUCAUUCUCUCCUAAUAUUGAAGUAAAAAGCAAGAUUGAGGCACCAGAGAACAAUGCUGUUCAUGGUGAAACCCUAUCCCUCUUGCCUUGUAAAGAAAGUUGUGCAGUUGAUGAUAAUGGACCCAUUCCUCCUACACCGACUCCAGCAUCUGCUUCUAAGCUGUCAUUUCCAGGUAUUCUUGGAACAUCCUCUGUAAAACUUCAGAAAACUAGUAGUGUUUUACAUCUUGGUGAAAGUUAUUCAUUUAGCUCACCAUCAGAUAUUAACAACCACGAUUUAAGUCCAGAGAACAAAAAUAAUGUAAAAGACAAUAGUCCUAUUAGAAACACAAGUUUUUCACUGCUGUUAUCGCAAGAUGGGUCCCAGUUAACUCCAACAUCAUGCAGUGCAGAAAGCUUGGCUAUAAUUGAUGUAGCAAGUGACCAAACUGUCUUUCAAACAUUCAUUAAGGAGUUGCAGUGCAAAAAGCGAUUUUCCAUCUCACUGGCUUGUGAAAAGAAGAGUAAUUUGACAUCUUCUGAAAGUGUUACUAUUGGCGGUAGGUUUAAGCAAGUUAGGCCACCUCAGGAAACUCUUACUAGAGAUGACGGAUUGCCUGUUAAAAGUUGUAAUGACAUCCUGGUGAUUGGACUGGCUGUGUGCUGGGGUGGAAGAGAAGCCUAUUAUAUUUCAUUGCAGAGGGAACAAAAGCAUUCUGAAAUUAGUGCUAAUUUGGCCCCACCUUCUCUGGAUCCAAACCUGACUGUGAAGGACAGAAUGUGGCACCUUCAAUCCUGCUUUCCAAAGGAACCUGAUAAGGAACGUACUGUUAUCAUCUAUGACUUCAUCCAGAGCUAUAAAAUUCUUCUUCUGUCUUGUGGUAUCUCCCUGGAACAAAGUUAUGAAGAUCCUAAGGUGGCAUGCUGGUUAUUAGAUCCAGAUUCUAAGGAGCCAACUCUUCACAGCAUAGUUGCCAGUUUUCUUCCUCAUGAGCUUCCACUCCUGGAAGGGAUAGAGAUGGGCCAAGGAAUUCAAAGCCUGGGACUGAACGUCAACACCAAGCAUUCUGGACGAUACAGAGCAUCGGUAGAGUCCAUUCUCAUCUUCAACUCCAUGAACCAACUCAAUUCUUUGUUGAAGAAGGAAAACCUUUAUGAUGUUUUAUGCAAAGUGGAAAUGCCCUGUCAGUACUGCUUGGCCUUGCUAGAACUAAAUGGAAUCGGCUUUAGUACCACAGAAUGUGAAAGGCAGAAACACAUAAUGCAAGCCACACUGGAUGCCAUCGAGACUCAGGCCUACCAGCUAGCCAGCCGCAGCUUUUCCUUCACCAGUUCAGAUGACAUUGCUGAGGUUUUAUUUUUGGAAUUGAAGUUGCCACCAAACGGAGAGAUAAAAAACCAAGACGGCAAGAAAAUUUGGGGUUCUACCAGAAGAAGGAAUGACAAUGGAUGCAAGCUAAGGCUGGGAAAAUUGUUCAGCACUAGUAAGGAUGUUUUAAGUAAGUUAAAGGCAUUACAUCCUUUGCCAGGCUUGAUAUUAGAGUGGAGAAGAAUCGCUCACACCGUCACCAAAGUGGUCUUUCCCCUGCAGCGGGAAAGGCGUCUGCAUCCUGUUCUUGGCAUGGAAAGAGUCCACCCUGUCUCACAGUCACACACCGCUACAGGACGAAUAACCUUUACAGAACCAAAUAUUCAGAGUGUACCAAGAGAUUUUGAGAUCCAAAUGCCAACACUAGUAGGAGAAAACCCACCUUCGCAAGCCCAAGGCCAAGGCCUACUUCCCAUGGGCAGAGAAGAAAAUAAGAAGGGCUGUGGCCUGAACCCUGGGCACCAGACACAGAUGGAGCAGAGGACCCCAGACAGAGGAGUGCCGUUGUCGGUCAGUGUGCGGCACGCCUUUGUGCCUUUCCCAGGUGGUAUAAUAUUAGCUGCUGAUUACUCUCAACUUGAACUGAGGAUCUUGGCUCAUCUAUCCCACGAUACUCGUCUCAUUCAAGUUUUAAAUGCUGGAGCUGAUGUUUUCAGGAGUAUUGCAGCUGAAUGGAAGAUGAUUGAGCCAGAGUCUGUUGGGGACGACCUGAGGCAGCAAGCAAAGCAGAUUUGCUAUGGAAUCAUUUAUGGAAUGGGAGCAAAAUCUUUGGGAGAGCAGAUGGGCGUUAAAGAGAACGAUGCUGCUUGCUACAUCGAGUCCUUCAGAUCCAGAUACACCGGGAUUAAUCAUUUUGUGAAAGAGACAGUGAAGAAUUGUGAAAGAGAUGGGUUUGUUCAGACUAUUUUGGGAAGGCGGAGAUAUUUACCAGGAAUCAAAGACAACGACCCCUAUCAUAAAGCUCAUGCUGAGCGUCAGGCUAUCAAUACAACAGUCCAAGGUUCGGCAGCUGAUAUUGUCAAAAUAGCCACAGUUAACAUUCAGAAGCAGUUAGAGACCUUCCCCUCAACCUUCAAAUCCCACGGUCAUCGGGAAAGUGUGCUUCAAAGUGACAGAACAGGAGGGUUGUCACCAAAGAGAGGACUGCCAGAGGUCUUCGGCCCUGUCAGAGGUGGCUUCUUCAUUCUUCAGCUCCAUGAUGAACUCUUAUAUGAAGUGGCGGAAGAGGAUGUUGUUCAGGUUGCUCAGAUUGUCAAGAAUGAAAUGGAAAAUGCCAUAAAACUUUCUGUGAAACUGAAAGUGAAAGUGAAAAUAGGUGGCAGCUGGGGAGCACUGAAGGACUUCGAUGUGUAAAUUAUACAGUCGAUUAAGGCCUAAAAGCCUUGUGUGGGUGCAAUUACAUGGGAAGAAUAGAGAUUACCCUUUCGCCUACUUCACGAAGGCAGAAACCAUCAGGUCUUAACAGACCUAGGAUUGUAAUUUAUAGUAGGAGUUUCAAAAUGUAUAUAUAUGAGUUUAUUCUCUAUAGUGUAAAAAAUCUUUUUUGAGGUAAAAUACCAAGCUUAAUUAUUAUAUUCCCUCUCAAAGAGUAUUUAUGGAAGCCUUUCAUAGCUCACUGUGGCUCUAAACAGGUUCAGCAUGCAUCCUUGAAAUAUGCACUUAGCACGCUGGGUCCUCACCUGUCUGGACCGAGCACUCGAAAAAGGGAACAGUUGCCUCGGAGGCAUUUUCAGCCCCUUCCAGGGUCCAACAGGAGCCACUGACGGAUAAGGAUUUCAUUUCAUAUACCUCACCAGGGUUAGGCCUCGUGUGUGAGUUUUCACCAAUAUCAACUUAAGACUACUGACGUAGUAUUCUUAAAUAGCUUUGGCUAAUAAAUUAUGAAUACUGUGAAGUGGUAAGUCUUGAUAUGGAUGUAGUCAAGGAAUGGAUUUUCAUGCAGUGUUGUUUAUGCUUCCUUUCUCCCCAGUUCAUGCAAUGAAUGUAUUUACAAUACUUAGGUAUUAUAAAAUAGGCUACACCUCUUGAAGAGGGAUCCUGUUCUGUAAGAUCAGGUGUUUAUACUGCAGUUUAAUAUAAUACUUCCAGAGAAGGAAACACCCUCUUAUCGGUCCCUCCAUGCCUCUAUGUUUGUGGCAUGGUGAGAAUACCCACCCACAAAAGAUUGUACUUCAAUAAUCCCUGUAUACGUGACCUUUUAACUGUCAAAAUAAAAUGUAUUUAUGAGAAACCUUC